Fimicolochytrium jonesii is the source of this 861-nucleotide messenger RNA. RefSeq lists its product as uncharacterized. Bases 152 to 754 code for a protein of 200 amino acids. NCBI's taxonomy places the organism in Eukaryota, Fungi, Chytridiomycota, Chytridiomycetes, Spizellomycetales, Powellomycetaceae. The transcript has 2 exons. The record is from RefSeq and is a predicted model, not a curated record.
CCGAGCGGCUGGUCUUUCGUUUCGCCGAUACAUGCUCGAUAGAGUCGGGAGAUGAAGGGCAUGGGUCAGAUCCGGAACUCAGAGUCCGCUGUGGUAUAAAUGAUGGAGGCGGUGGUGAUGGUAGAGAGAGUCGGGCGGUUGUGCGGGGCGAAUGUUGGUUGCUAGCUCGCAUUGGGACAUGUGGCGCUUCUGCCCUAGGUGGAUGCUGAGAAUGUUGAUGGUUGUGGUACGAGAUUUCAGGGCCUGCCGGAAUGGGUGCAGGUUGAUGGGACGGAGGCUCAUGGUAAAGCGAUGGCAUGUACAAUGGGAGUGGGUGUGCUGGCGGACAGCACGGGUGCGUUGCGUAGCAUGGCGCACUUGGAGUCGGGACGUUGGGAUGGUGGUGAGUAGGGUAGCAUGCCGGGACGCCAGACGAACACCACUCUCCGCAAGUGUUGGCUCGUUGAGGGGUCGGUGGUGGUGGCGGAGGAAGAGGGUAUGCGUAUGGUGCGGGUUGAUGAUGAGGGAUGGGAUAGUUGCUAUGGCCCGCUCGCGGAUUUGUUUGAAGUUUCUUGAGACCAAGCUGAUGCCGGGGAUGGUCGUUUCUCAGGCUGAUCCUUUGAAAACACUCUUGCGCCAAAUCGCUCUAAUGUUUCGUUUGUCAGAUGCCUGGGUGCUUUCGUCACCUCGAAAGACGAAUGGAAGACUGCGUUCACAGAAGAAAAACCGGGUCUGGAUCCUAAGGGCACCUGCCUGUCCUCCUCGUCGUUGCUAGGAAGGCAGGAGAAGGAUGGGCCGGGCGGGUCUGGAAGCGACGGUUGAUCUUUUAUGGGGAAUGGCUGUGCCCUUUCUGUCUGGGCUGGCGUUGAUCCGGUCCUCGCG